This is a messenger RNA of Xenia sp. Carnegie-2017, 1271 nucleotides long. Its product is annotated as 6-phosphofructo-2-kinase/fructose-2,6-bisphosphatase 3-like. The coding region runs from base 133 to 1077 and encodes 314 amino acids. Gene Ontology annotation, cellular component: cytosol. NCBI's taxonomy places the organism in Eukaryota, Metazoa, Cnidaria, Anthozoa, Malacalcyonacea, Xeniidae. Gene Ontology annotation, molecular function: ATP binding; 6-phosphofructo-2-kinase activity; fructose-2,6-bisphosphate 2-phosphatase activity. Gene Ontology annotation, biological process: fructose 2,6-bisphosphate metabolic process; fructose metabolic process. The transcript has 12 exons. The record is from RefSeq and is a predicted model, not a curated record.
UUGCGUUCGUGACUAAUUCUUUUUUAUUAAAAGUUAUCUGGAAGAUAUGCGCCUUCAUUUGCAUAAACGCAAAUCAUAUUGUUAUAUGAAUAAUUAAUUUUCCCAUUCAUGUAAUACGUGGAAGAAAACAACAUGGCGGCUAUAUCCAAUUACCGUUCGUAUACUGCUUCAUUUCCAUCAAGAAGUCUUGUGAACACUCCGGUGUGCUUAGCUAUGGUCGGCUUACCCGCUCGUGGGAAGACUUUCAUCGCUAGAAAACUGGCAAGAUAUUUGAACUGGAUUGGAAUCGACACGAAAGUCUUCAGUGUCGGCAAUUACAGAAGAGAACUGUACAAAUCUCAAGCGACGCACGAGUUUUUCGGUCCCAAUAACGCAGAAGGCUUAGCGAUGAGAGAACGCUGUGCAAGAUUGGCCUUGAAUGAUGUUGCCAUCUGGUUGAAUGGUAUAGGUCAAGUUGCAAUUUAUGAUUCAACAAAUGGCACAAGGGAUCGAAGAGAUGUAGUCAUUCAGUUUUGUAAGAAAAAUUCUUUCAAGCUGUUGUUUAUUGAAUCUUAUUGUGAUGACCCAGCAAUUGUUCAUUCAAACAUUAUGGAAGUUAAGGUGACCAGUCCAGAUUAUCGAAACAUGUCACCAACAGAAGCAUGUGAAGAUUUCAAAGCAAGAAUCAAGCUUUAUGAGUCUGAAUACGAGGCUCUCUCUUUGUCCAAAGAUGAUCAGGUUCCAUUCCUCAAAGUUGUCAACACAGGAAAAAGAUUUUUUGUGAACCGAGCAGAAGGUUAUGUGGAGAGCAAAGUGGUUUAUUACAUGAUGAAUAUUCAUGUUACUUCAAGAUCAAUUUAUUUAACGAGGCACGGUGAGAGUGAAUUCAACCUAAAAGGUAAAAUUGGAGGAGAUUCGGACCUAUCACCUAAUGGAAAACAAUUUUCUCAAGUUCUUGGGGAUUUUGUAAAUAAACAGAAGAUUGAAAAUCUUAAGGUUUGGACAAGCCAGCUGAAGCGAACAAGUCAAUCUGCGCAAUGCAUCAAAGCACCGAUUGAAAGAUGGAAAGCUUUGAAUGAAUUGGAUGCUAUUUUAUGAACGUUGAGAAAAAUUUGCUAUCCAGUGGAUAACGCUAUUUGACCUUCGUGCAACCAGCCCCAGGACAGUACUUUUAAAAAAACAUCAAUUUUAAAAGAAGUGUAAGAGGUUAUACACUGAACAACGAUAUUACAAUACCUUUGUGUCACUCAUUUAAGGGUGUCUGUGAUGGUAUGACGUAUGAGGAGAUACAA